CGGACGCUACAGAUAUCGGACGCACUGCAGGACGGGAUCAGGAUACGAAGACGGAUUCGGCGUGGAUUACACUUAACGAUGAGCCUGCCAAGCGCCAGCAGCCACGGCCACGCUGCGUCGCCCGUCUACAGUAACAGCAAUAGCAACAGUAACAACAAAUCGAGUACGGGCAACAAAAAAACCUCCUCGAAAAAUGAUUUACUGCGCUGUGCCGUCGGUCUUUUACUGAAACAGAAAAACUACGUGAGUAACGAAAGAUUUCGCCGCUCGGAUUUUUUGCUACUGCAAAAUAAACAGCAGUUCGCGGUAAACAAAAUGUUGGACACGGAUUUGCACGAUGGAAAUAGCUUUACCUACUCUAAUGUCCAGGUGAUUACCAACAACCAACACACAGUGGACCAACAAUUUGGACGGUUCUCGGUGUUCGUAGAGGCUCAAGCGGAGCCACUGCGUCUGGAAAUGAAACGCUUCUAUGGACCAAUGUUGUGUCAUUUCUACCUGGAUCUCCUUAAGGCUCGAGAACCGCGAGGCGCAGUGGAGUUGCUUCGAAAAUAUGCCCACUUGGUAGCCCCUGUCGAUAUGUACGAUGCACCGCCGCCCACCAAGAUUAACGGCUGUUCCACAACAGCCAAUGAGACCACUUUUAAUAUACGUUUCGCACGGGAAGCCCAGGAUACUGGGGACACGGAACUGGACUACUUCAUGCGCCUGGUACAAAUCCUGAGUGGCUACACACGGUUGGAAGCAGCAGAACUGGAUGAUACAGUGGCUCACUUUCGCUCCUCCAAAUACGAAUUACAUACCACAGCUCAAGUGGUGGAGAGGAUUUGUAGUUAUCUCCAGCGGCGGGGUCAUGUUUUGAUUAUGAACCUACUUUACACUUGGUUACAUGUCCACAUCGUGGAGAACGAACAGCGAGCCUUCAGUGAAGAUCACCUGCUUGGCCUGACGGAUGACAUGGAAGGUGAGGAAGCAGAGGAGGAUAUCGUUUCUAAACCAAUAGUAUCCCCAAGUACCCGCGGAGAUAUCAAACCAGGCAAAUCCUUAACAGAGAAAUCUAGCCGAAAGCGACCCGCUGAGGAGCCAAACAUUAAGAUAGAAACAGACAUCAAGCAGGAGAUUAAUACUGAUGUACCUGCAGAGCCCAGCAAAUCCCAAUUGAAUAUAGACGCCUGCUUGGACACACUCAAAUCAUCCACUGAACAGAUACUCAAGGCCCAGGUGGAACUACCGCGAUUUCUCAGGAUCAGCGAGCGUUCAGGGGGCCUCACCUCCGCCCACUUGGAUCCCACUGAGUGCCACCUAUUAGCCGGGUUCGACAACUCUGCCGUACAGCUGUGGCAGCUUAACCAAAACAGUUGCCGCGGCAAAAGCUUUUACAGGCGCUAUCCGCAAUCACAGUGCCCAUGGGAGCUGAACAACUGUGUGGAGGAGGAGGAAAUGGAACAGGAUGAAGAGGACAGUAGCGAACAGGAUAUAAAGUGCUCUGAAGAGGAACGAAGGGAACGCAACCGGGCUCGGCAUUGCAAAUAUGCUGACAAUUCCUACAACGAAUACGGCGGAUUGCAGUUACGAGGGCACACGAGAGGAGUCACCGACGUGCGCUUUUCCGCCCAUUACCCACUCAUGUACAGUGUGUCCAAGGACACAACCAUGCGGUGUUGGCGGGCGCAUAACCUUCACUGCGCAGCAAUAUACAGAAGUCACAACUAUCCAAUAUGGUGCCUGGACGAAAGUCCGGUUGGUCAAUACGUAGUCACGGGCUCCAAAGAUCUAAGUGCGCGUCUCUGGUCGCUAGAGAAAGAACAUGCGCUCAUUAUUUAUGCCGGACAUACGCAGGACGUUGAGUGCGUUGCCUUUCAUCCCAAUGGCAAUUACAUAGCCACCGGUUCGGCAGAUCACUCAGUGCGUCUGUGGUGUGCUACCAGCGGGAAACUGAUGCGAGUCUUUGCGGACUGCCGUCAGGCGGUGACCAAGCUGGCCUUCAGUCCAGAUGGAAAGAUGUUGGCCGCCGCCGGAGAGGAGACCAAGGUGCGGAUUUUCGACCUGGCCGCUGGAGCACAGCUGUCUGAGCUCAAAGAUCACUCCGCGAGUAUUAGUUCUCUAUCCUGGAGCACGCACAAUCGGCAUUUGGCCACAGCCUGUUCCGAUGGCACCUUGCGAUUGUGGGACAUCAAGAAACUAUCGCCAAUGGGCGACAACAGUAGUGCUGGAAGCUCUUCAUCAGCUACAACGAAUCGUGUGCUAACUCUCAAUAGUUCCUGCCAGCGUUUGGUCGAUGUUUUCUACGGGGACAGUAAGACGCUUUACUGCAUCGGCACCUAAAUUAUGGAUGAAACUGAAAACCGAAUGAAAGUUCACCUUCUCAUGGUUUAUGUUUGAAAAUAAUUUAUUUUUAAUAAGUCUGUAUAAUAUUACUGUUACUAUCGUGU
This is a messenger RNA of Drosophila eugracilis, 2432 nucleotides long. It is a transcript of the gene wda, whose product is annotated as transcription initiation factor TFIID subunit 5. Gene Ontology annotation, molecular function: protein binding; RNA polymerase II general transcription initiation factor activity. The transcript has 5 exons. The record is from RefSeq and is a predicted model, not a curated record. Lineage: Eukaryota; Metazoa; Arthropoda; Insecta; Diptera; Drosophilidae. The coding region runs from base 79 to 2325 and encodes 748 amino acids.